AUGCGUUCUUCCAUCGUCCUCCUUGCCCUGUCGGCCCUUGCCGCCGCUCAGUCUUCUGGCCCUGUGGAAGCUCAGACUACAGGUGUCACUGUCGUCGGUCCUGAGGUUAGCGCUACUGCUGCUACCACUACUACCACCAGCUCCACCAGCUCCACCACCUCGCAGCCCGUGAUCCCAACUGCUCCUACCGUCAUUGGAUCCAGCGGCCUUCCCUCUUCCUUCUCCACCGUCCCUUCUAGCAGCGGCGUCCAGAGCUCUACCAAGACCGCCUCGACCGCAACUGCCACCGAGACCACAACCGAGUCCACCUCUACCACCAGGUCCAGCGCCUCCUCUACCAGGUCCAGCUCCAGCAGCUCCACCUCCAACGCUGCCAUGCCCAUGGCGACCGGCUCUCUCGGCCUGUCCGUCAUGGCUGGUGCCGCCCUGGCUGCCUUCCUGUAA
Aspergillus fischeri NRRL 181 is the source of this 444-nucleotide messenger RNA. RefSeq names its product putative GPI anchored protein. The coding region runs from base 1 to 444 and encodes 147 amino acids. Lineage: Eukaryota; Fungi; Ascomycota; Eurotiomycetes; Eurotiales; Aspergillaceae. The transcript is spliced from 2 exons. The record is from RefSeq and is a predicted model, not a curated record.